AUGGUUAACCGUUUCACUCGCCCUAAUCCUCUCCCCGGGCCGUUACCUUUACCAUUCAUCGGAAACCUUCUUAACUUCACAGAUGUAAGAUUAUUCUAUGAAAAUUGUCAAAAGAAAUAUGGGGAUGUUUGUGAAAUAUCUCUUGCUGGGCUUAAUUAUGUCAUUCUCUCACGACCUGAAUAUAUUGAAAAAAUUUUAUCUCCUACGUCAUUUAUUGUGAAAACUCCACAAUUGCAAGGGUUGGAAGAAUUAGGUUUUUACAAUCGUGGAGUCGCUUUUAAUGAGGAUUAUAAGAGUUGGAGUUAUAAUAGACGAUUCUUUUCUCGAGCAUUAUUGGGACUUAAAUUUAUGAACUUGACCAUAACAUCUACAAAUAAAUUAUAUGAAGAAAUGAAAAUGGAUUUUUCUGCAUGGUUUCAUGCAUUUAUGAACGAUCUUGUUUCAAUCUUAACCGUUGGAGAACGCACUUAUUCAAUUGCUUCUUAUUAUAAUACACAAAGUACUAUUAAGUCUAAGUAUCUUAAUACGUUAAUCGAAGACGGUGACAGAUUUGUUAAAAGAAUCGUAAAACUUAGUAAAGAUCUCUUAUUCUUUGUAUAUAUUGGCCCAACAUUGAGACAUUACUUUCCAAUAUAUAGAAUUAGAUCAUAUUUUAUGUUAAAAAACCGUGAUUGUGUAUUCGAAACGUUGGAUAAUAUGAUUAAGAAAAGAAGAAAAGAGAUUGAAGAAAUGCCUAUAGGUGCAGAAAUGAAAACUGAUAUGUUAACUUCUUUAAUCAUUGCGAACACUAUAAGGGGUGAUGCUAAUGUAGAAAUGCUAGAUGAUGAAAUGCCUAUACCUAUGAGUGAUUCUAUGACUGGUCCUAUGAGUGAUGAUAUGAUCAGAGGUGAUUUGUUAGAUGCUUAUUCAGGUGGAACUGAUGCUAUUGCGAAUGCAUUUUGCUUCAUAACAUACUAUCUGUGUAAAAAUCCACAUGUAAAACAAAAAAUGCUUUUAGAAAUUGACUCUAUUUUCCCUAAAGGUUCCAAUAAGUCUUAUGUAUCGGACGAAGAUCUUCCAAAAUUAAAAUAUUGUAAAGCUAUAAUUAAAGAAACUUUUCGUAUAAUGCCGGUAGUAGUUCUUACACCUCGCCAACUUGCUGAAGAUUGUGAACUUGCUGGGUACAAAUUGCCUGCUGGCACUCAGAUGUUUUUAAAUUUUUUAGGUGCAAACUUUCAUCCUAAAGUUUGGACUUAUCCUGAAGUUUUUAAUCCAGAUAGAUUUUAUAAUGAAGAAGAUAUAAAAGUAGAUGCUAAAUAUUUACCAAUUUUUGGUGGAAAUUUACGUCUCUGCCCUGGAAGAAGAUUGACAAUUACAGCGUUACUUUUAUUAUUGGCAUUAGUAUAUAAAAACUACGACAUUGAGUUAGUGAACUUCAAUGAGCCAUUAAAACUCUUUAUGGGAGGUAUUUUGAAUUGUAAAGAGUUGAAAGUUAGAAUUAGUCCGCGAAAUUGA
Cetraspora pellucida is the source of this 1494-nucleotide messenger RNA. NCBI's taxonomy places the organism in Eukaryota, Fungi, Glomeromycota, Glomeromycetes, Diversisporales, Gigasporaceae. The record is from the annotation of a GenBank genome assembly.